AAAUUUGGUAUAUCAUUAAUAACUGCAAUGAAAGACGGAAGCAGAUUGUUGACAAUCCUUCUGAAGGUAUCAGAAAAAGCUGCAAAUAUUGCAAGAGCUUGUAGGCAAAAUGAUGUUCUAUUUAAAUUACUUGUACAAGAAAAAUCAGAGGAAGAAAAGAAUCCACGUUUCUUCCAAGAUUUCAAAACUUUGGCAGAUGUUCUUAUUCAAGAGACGAUUAAACAUGACAUAGGAUUAGAGUUUCCAGAACUGGCUAAGGUAGUACAGGGAGAAGAAAAUAAUACAUUCAGCAAUGCUAUGGGUGAAUCUAUAGUGGUUGAAGUAUGUUCAACUAUUGAAGAGACUACACAAUUAUUAGCUAAGGUGAUGGGUAGUGAUAUUGCAACUGCUGGAUUACUAGCUACUGAAGUUCAUAAGGAUGUUCAAUUCUUAGACAUCCCAAUGGUAGCAGAGCUACCUUUUGAUUUUGAUAUAGAUAUUUAUGAUCUUGGUAUAUGGAUAGAUCCAAUUGAUUCAACUGCAGAUUAUAUAAAUGGAGGUGAAAAGGUGGAUUUUGCUACUGGUAUACAUAUGAGUGGCUUACGAUGUGUCACUGUCUUGAUAGGAGUAUAUUCAAAAAGUACAGGUAUACCAAUUGUGGGAGUAAUUAAUCAGCCUUUCUAUACAAAUGUGGAUUUACGAUGGAAAGGCAAUUGUUACUGGGGAUUCAUGGAAAACAAUAUUGGAAAAUGUUCUAUAGUGAAAGAACCUAAUAAUAAAAAGAUAAUUAUUCUGAGUAGAGUUGAAGAUGAAACUGUGAAAUCAAAGCUCACAGAUGCUGGUUUUGUUAUAGUCGAAGCCGCUGGGGCAGGAUAUAAAAUAUUAAGCGUCGCUCUUGGACAAGUCGAUGCCUACAUUUUAUCUAAAGGUUCCACAUACAAGUGGGAUACUUGUGGUCCACAAGCACUUUUGCGUUCUUUAAAUGGAGGUAUCAUUGAAUUUCAAAGUUUUAUAAAUAAUCCUGAUUCUGAUUAUAUGGAUGUAAAAUAUUUAUCUAUGUCCACCAAUUUCUCAAAUAGCAGUGGUUUGGUAGCAUAUAGAAAUCUUGAAACUUUGCAAACACUAAAAUCGAUUUUAUGCAAAUAA
Molecule: messenger RNA, 1125 nt
Organism: Eufriesea mexicana
Lineage: Eukaryota; Metazoa; Arthropoda; Insecta; Hymenoptera; Apidae
Gene: Ipp
Product: inositol polyphosphate 1-phosphatase
Exons: 4
Coding region: 28-1125 (365 amino acids)
Molecular function (GO): inositol-1,4-bisphosphate 1-phosphatase activity
Source: RefSeq, a predicted model, not a curated record